Meloidogyne enterolobii is the source of this 1669-nucleotide messenger RNA. NCBI's taxonomy places the organism in Eukaryota, Metazoa, Nematoda, Chromadorea, Rhabditida, Meloidogynidae. The record is from the annotation of a GenBank genome assembly.
UUUUUUUUCUUUUAAUUUUCGAACAUUUCUUUUUUUCUUCUCCCAAUUUUCUUAUUUAUUUGCUUGGACUCUUUUAUAAUCAAUAUAUACUUUAUUGCCAAGGAAAAGCUUCCCUCUGUUGUUUAUUUCCUUCAAACUCUCGUUUUUUUAACCCUUCUAGCCGAGAAAAAAUGUCGAUGGUUGGUAGCUAUAGAAUAUAUAGUUAGUAGCUGGCAGCGACCUCAGAGAGUUAUUUUUUGUGCAAAACUUUAGCAAAAAAUUUAUUUAUUUUUUAAUGUUUUUAUUUUUUAAUUUGGCCUUUUUCAUCAAAUGAAGAAGAAAUGUUGUUUGUAAAUAUUGGCAGCCUCCUCCAAUUUGUUUUUAAUAGAAGACUAAAAUUGAAGUUUGUAUUUUUGUUAAUUCUCGUUCCUUGUAUUUUUGGCAAACAAGAACAAAGUGUGAUAAAGAAAGCAGAACAACUUUCACGUGCUCUUAGAAGCAUUUUUGAGGAUGGAACAAAAUAUGAGGAAAUUUCUAAAGCAUAUUCGGACCUUACAGACGCGGAUGUUUUUAAUCCGGAAGAGGAAUUGAAGACAAUAAAGGAGGAAAUUGAACAAUAUUUAAAGGAACGGGCAGCAAUCGCUUGGAAUGCCAAAAUUAGUUUGGAACAACGCCCAUUAAAUUUUGAUGAAGGAAAAAAUGGGGAAAAUGAAACUAAAUUGGAAGAUUUGAAUGACCCAAAUAAACAUUCUUUUGUUCGAUAUUUGAAUGUGAAGAAGAUGAAUGAUGGCUCGACGCUUUAUAAAAAUAAUUUUGGAGGGUCUUAUGAGGUAAACGGUAGUCGUCAAGUUCGUCUCCGCCCCAAUCCAAAUUUUUACGGUUUACCAACAAGUUCAGAAUCUUCAGCUGUUCAUGUACCCACACCUAUAUAUAAUAGAGAUCCAGAAUUGCUUCAACGUAUUCGUUGGUCAGAUAUAGACCAACAAUAUCGCCGUAAUAGAGAGCAAUUAAAAGAUUUAAAUUUUCAGAAGUUCUGCUCAGAUUCUGGAUUUAUGCGUUUCUUUCCCAGUGCCCCAUGGCUGUGGGAGGAUAGACAAUCAGAAUUGGACCUGUUUGAUUGUAGAAACACAGAAUGGUAUGUUGAAGCAGCUACGAUCCCAAGAAAUUUAAUUAUUCUUCUGGACACUUCUGGUUCAAUGCUUGGCCAACGUUUUGAAAUUGCUAGACAAACAAUUGAAUCGAUACUUAGUACAUUGUCAGACAGUGACUUUUUUAAUAUAAUUCAGUUUUCAAAAACAACCACUUUAAUGGAGCAAUGUGGAGACCGUGAACUUGUCCAAGCCUCUUUACGCAACAAAAAAGUGCUUCUUUCCCGGCUUAACAAUAUAAGUUCUGAGGGGAAGGCAGACUACGAGAAUGCUCUACACAAAGCUUUUGUUGCCUUAAUGAAUUUGCCAGAAGAAGGCGUUAAAUGGAUGACUAAAGAAGAAGUAGCUAAAGAAGCAGCAAUUCACAGGUCUGAAGGGACUGAGCCUGAUCCAGACAUAAAUUAUAUUCAAAUGGAGGAAAAAUUGCUUGUUGCUCCUGAACGCUUCUUAGACGCGGUAAGAAUAUUAAUGCUUUUUAGGUGCUUUAUUUGUUCCCUUGGCUUUUUUGGAAUUUUACCCUUGAAUUUUUCCUUUUUGUAAUU